This is a messenger RNA of Python bivittatus (Burmese python), 3335 nucleotides long. RefSeq names its product glypican 4 (gene GPC4). The record is from RefSeq and is a predicted model, not a curated record. Gene Ontology annotation, cellular component: plasma membrane; cell surface; extracellular region. NCBI's taxonomy places the organism in Eukaryota, Metazoa, Chordata, Lepidosauria, Squamata, Pythonidae. Gene Ontology annotation, biological process: regulation of signal transduction; regulation of neurotransmitter receptor localization to postsynaptic specialization membrane; cell migration.
UCCCAGUGGCCGCAGCCAAAGAUCAGGGGCUUCCCCACGGUUGUGAGUCCCCCUCGAAACAUCUGGCCUGGCUCGGACCUCCCCUUGGGCCGCAUCACACCCAAAGCCGUAGACUGCUCUGUUUGCAGGGAUGCGUGCAGAGUGAGGUCAUGCCCAUCGUGAUGUCCCAUGCAAAGCGGGGCCAUGCACAUGAUGUCUUCAUGCAAAGUCCUGGCUUGGACGACCGGACCCGUCUCCCACCUGCGUGGAUUUGCUUUCAGGCUUAGCGUGUUGUACGAGCCCUGCCACAAAGGUGAUCACUUGAAAGUCUGCCCUCAAGGCUACACCUGCUGUUCCCAAGCCAUGGAGGAGAAGUAUUGGCAGCAGAGCCGACAAGAUUUCAGCCAUGCUGUUGUCGAGCUGAGCAACAAUUUGCAAGGAACCUUCAGUUCGCGAUACAGAAAGUUCGAUGAAUUUUUCAGAGAGCUCCUGGAGAACGCCGAGAAAUCCUUGAACGACAUGUUUGUACGGACUUACGGCCUCCUGUACAUGCAGAACUCCGAGAUGUUUAAGGACCUCUUUGUGGAGCUGAAGCGAUAUUACGCGGGUGGCAGGGUCAACCUGGAGGAGAUGCUCAAUGACUUUUGGGCCCGGCUUCUAGAACGCAUGUUCCGCCUGGUCAACCCCCAGUACUACUUUUCGGACGAGUACCUGGAGUGUGUCAGCAAGUACACGGAGCAGCUGAAACCAUUUGGGGACGUCCCACGAAAGCUGAAGCUGCAGGUGACCCGGGCUUUUGUGGCAGCUCGCACUUUCGCCCAAGGCCUGGCCGUGGCGAGGGAUGUCGUGGCCAAAGUAUCUGCGGUCAACCCCACGCCGCAAGGGGUUCGCGCCCUGACCAAGAUGAUGUACUGCCCGUUCUGCCGAGGCUUAGUUGCCAUCAAGCCCUGUUACAACUAUUGCUUCAACGUCAUGCGAGGCUGCCUGGCCAACCAAGGAGAGCUGGACACUGAGUGGAAUAACUUCAUAGAUUCAAUGCUUAUGUUGGCUGAGAGGUUGGAAGGUCCUUUCAACAUUGAGUCUGUCAUGGACCCCAUCGAUGUGAAGAUUUCAGAUGCCAUCAUGAAUAUGCAAGAAAACAGCUUACAGGUGUCCCAAAAGGUUUUUCAAGGAUGUGGACAACCCAAGAUGCUGGCACAAAGCCGAACGUCCCGCUCAGCUUCAGACAGUAGCUUCAGUGCCCGCUUCAGGCCUUACAACCCAGAGGAACGUCCAACAACAGCUGCAGGCACAAGUUUAGAUCGACUGGUGACAGAUGUGAAGGAGAAACUGAAGCAAGCGAGGAAGUUUUGGUCUUCCCUUCCCAGCAACAUCUGUAGCAACGAGAAGAUGGCUGCCGGCAACCUUCAUGAAGAAGAAUGCUGGAACGGGAACAGCAAAAGCAGGUACCUCUUUGCUGUGAUGCCGAACGGCUUGGCCAACCAGGCGAACAAUCCCGAAGUGGAAGUCGACACGUCGAAACCAGACAUGGUGAUCCGUCGGCAAAUCAUGUCCCUCCGAGUGAUGGUCAGCAAGCUGAAGAAUGCCUACAAUGGCAACGACGUGGACUUCAUCGAUAUUAGCGAUGAAAGCAGUGGAGAAGGCAGUGGGAGUGGCUGCGAAUUGCAGCAGUGUUCUCCCGAAUUGGUGCUCAACGCGACAGAAGUCACGCAGAAGGCCAACAAAGUAGAUAAAAAAAUGACUGAUUCGGCCACCAGUCUGGGCCCAUCGGAAGCCGUUCUGCUUCUAAGCAUCUUCUUGUUCCUAACGGGGCAAAGACAAUGGAGAUAACUGUGCCUCCUCCUCCUCCUCCUCCUCCUCCUUUUUUCUUUUUAAACAGUUGCAAGGGGAAAAUGACUUUUUUUAAAAAAUGCUAAGAGGGACCGGAUUUCACGUUUAUACCAUCUAGAGACUUUUGGGGGAGGUGUGGAAGGUUCCUUUGUAAGUUAAUGGAAAACCAUGUACAGUUUUUUUUUUAAAAAAAACUCUUGUUGCCAGUGGUUUUAGUUUUUUUUUCCCUCCCCCCUUUCAGUUUUUGGGAAGGGGAAAAAAAACACAGAACCGUUUGGACCAGUUAAUCUGAUCUGUUGACUGAGAAACCACAAUAAAUGUGGUUAACCAAGUGUAUAUACAGGCCUGUCGUUAGCUCUGCUUUCUGUUGUUGUUUUUUAAAUCAAGUUUUCUUUCCCCCCUUCUCUUUUCCUUUAAUUUUAUUUUAGACUUUAAAAAAAAAAAACUCAAACGGUUCUAGCUUGGCAUGUCUCGAGGAUUAUGUCUUUCCUGAAAUACGAAAUUUAUCUGUACAGAAGUGAAAGGAUUUUUUUUUAAUUUAUCAUAUUUCAUAGACAGAGAAAGAAGUUGCUAAAGAGCAACAAAAAUCACCUUCUUUCGUCCAGAUCCCACAUGUGACUCUCGGGGCAGAUGCUUCUCUAGAAGAGGAGAAGUGUGGAUUCUUGAGAAGACCAUGUGAAGAGUUGGUUUAAUGUACUUUAUUUCCUGUUACGGGGAGCAUACAUCUUGCUCUUCCCAAAGGAAAUGGUCAGUCUGCAUUUAGAGUUGGGGAGGUUACAAGGGUGUCUUCAUGGGGGACAAAGUCAAGAUGGCAACCCUCACAUAUAAAAAAUGGGGAUUUGAUUGCAUCACUGCGACUGCCAUUUUGACCUUUUUGGGCCCCUCCCUGCGGAUGUCCUUGGGGGUGGCUUGGCUUAGAAGGAAAAGAGAUUGAGAGCAUCUUCCUUUUGUUGGAUCUGAAGGACCAUUUGAUUCAGUAGGACUUGCUUCUUUUUAUCAGCAGGUUCUUUUCAGGGCGAUAAACUGUGGUAGGAAUCCUUCCAAGGUCCUUGUUAGGGGAAUGGUGGAGCACCGGUUCCAGGCACAGCAUUGUGCUCCAUUUGGAAAUAAUCUUUUGGGAUCCAGGAGAGGUUGAAAGAGUUCGCCUAGAGAGAAGGCAAAGCUACCUCCCAAAUAUUUGGUCCACCUGGAAGUUUCCAUGGCUGGAACUGUCUGAAAAAUGGCAUGAAAUGGCUCCAAAAGAAUGACGUGUGUGAAAUCUAUAGAAAGACCCAAAACCAUCCUAGAUCUUUUUCCUAGUUUUGAACAAUUGUCGGCAUCUAGGUUUCCCAAAAUUGUUGUUGGAGAAUGUUUUUGUUUUUACAAUUUAGCAUUCUUUUAUCUUUCCCCCAUUUGUGUUCUUAUGCUCAAAGCAUUAAUGGAUUGGUAGCACAGAGUUUGCACCCCGUGAUCUUGUAAAGGAACUUUAGAUAAACCUGGAAGACCUUUGGUUGAGCUAUAACAAUAAACCGAUCCCACAGGCAUAA